This is a messenger RNA of Elaeis guineensis (African oil palm), 2584 nucleotides long. Lineage: Eukaryota; Viridiplantae; Streptophyta; Magnoliopsida; Arecales; Arecaceae. The record is from RefSeq and is a predicted model, not a curated record.
ACGUUGUCAGACGGCGGGACACGGGGGCCAUCCGUGUCGACUUCUGGAUCUCGAGGCCUUAGCUCCCCCUCCAAACCUGGUCCCUGCCCGGCUUUUCGAGCCCUUCCCUUCGUUUCACGAGGAUCCCCGUUAUUUCUUCCUUUACUUAUCUGCCCCCAAUAAUUUAUUUUAUAUCUGUUUCUCGGAAGGAACCCCCUGUGAGAUUCCGAGACGACCUCCAGCUCUGCCCUCUACUCGAAACCCACCCUGCCUCUACACAACUUAUUAAAUUAAAAUGCUCGAAUCAUCGACCGUAUCCUUGCUGCUCCAUCCCAAUCGCACCAGUCUGCAUCUCUCUUCUCCCCUCUUUCUAAUCUCUCCAGGUCGUUGCAAUGGAGCAAUGGAUUCGGCCGCUGCUACCGGUCGUCGUCUUCUUCUUUUGUGCGGAUCUGGUGCUAUCCACCGAUCCGCCACUUUCUCCCAAGGGCGUGAACUACGAAGGUACCUCCCCAUCAGUUCAAUGCCUAGAAGGCUGCAGUAGUGAUCUUGGACUGUUUUGCUUCAUUUUUGAGCAAUGCGGGUUAUCAAUGGAUGGUGCAGUGGCGGCUCUGAUGUCGGUGAAGAGCAAGAUGUGGGAUGAGGCGGGAGCGAUGGACGGGUGGGAUAUCAACUCGGUGGACCCCUGCACCUGGUCCAUGGUUGGCUGCUCCCCCGACGGCUUCGUCAUCUCCCUGGAGAUGGCCAGGAACGGCUUGUCUGGUACGCUGUCUCCAAGCAUUGGGAACCUGAGCCACCUCCAGACCAUGUUACUGCAAAAUAAUAAAAUAUCUGGUCCUAUUCCACCUGAAAUUGGGAAGCUGUCACAACUCAGGACUCUUGACCUUUCUGGCAAUCAGUUCAUUGGUGAAAUUCCAAGAUCACUUGGAUUUUUGAAUCAACUAGGUUACUUGCGUCUUGACAAGAAUAAUUUAUCUGGCCAGAUCCCUGAAGCUGUUGCUAAUCUUUCAGAUCUUUUGUUCUUAGAUUUGUCAUUCAACAAUCUUAGUGGUCCAACUCCUAAGAUCCUUGCAAAAGAUUACAGUGUUGCAGGAAAUAGGUUUCUUUGCAAUUCAUCUUUCUUGCGUGGUUGUGCAGAUGUUCCAUUGCCAAUUAAUGAAACAAAAUCAUCCAGACAACCAAGCAACCACCAAUUAGCAAUAGCCAUUUCUUUAAGUGUCGGCUGUACUCUAACAGUCGCCAUACUGCUGCUUGUUUAUUGGCUACAUUAUUGCAGAUGGCGUUUGCCUUUCGCUUCUGUUGGUCAAGAUUAUGAAUUUGAAAUGGGCCAUUUGAAGAGGUUCUCAUUUCGUGAGCUGCAAAUUGCAACUGAUAAUUUUAAUUCUAAGAAUAUAUUAGGUCAAGGUGGAUUUGGAGUUGUUUAUAAAGGUCAUCUCAGAAAUGGCACUGUGGUGGCAGUGAAACGGUUAAAAGAUCCCAGCUUUACUGGGGAAGUUCAGUUCCAAACAGAAGUAGAGAUGAUUGGCCUAGCUUUGCACAGGAACCUCUUACGGUUGUAUGGAUUUUGCAUGACAUCACAUGAGAGGCUACUUGUGUAUCCAUAUAUGCCAAAUGGGAGUGUUGCUGAUCGUUUGAGAGAUCAUCAUCAUGAGAAACCAUCCUUGGACUGGAGCAAACGAAUGCGAAUUGCACUUGGGGCUGCCCGUGGGCUAUUAUACUUGCAUGAACAAUGCAAUCCAAAAAUCAUUCACAGGGAUGUUAAAGCUGCAAAUAUUUUGCUUGAUGAAAGCUUUGAAGCAGUAGUUGGAGAUUUUGGGUUGGCCAAACUCCUGGAUCAGAGGGAAUCGCAUGUUACAACUGCAGUUCGAGGUACCGUGGGACACAUUGCUCCAGAGUAUCUAUCUACUGGGCAGUCCUCAGAGAAGACAGAUGUGUACGGAUUUGGCAUUUUGCUGCUGGAGUUAGUAACAGGACAAAAAACCUUGAGUUCUGGAAAUGGCGGUGUUCAGAAAGGAAUGAUUCUUGACUGGGUUCGGGUUUUAUAUGAGGAGAAGCGACUCCAUGAGAUGGUUGAUAGAGAUCUUCGUGGUUCUUUUAAUGCAGCUGAGCUGGAGAAUGCUGUUGAGGUGGUUCUCUUGUGCACUCAAUCCAAUCCUGGUCUUCGGCCAAAGAUGUCAGAAGUUGUGAAAACUCUGGAAGCUGGGGUCCAACCAGGAGAAAAUCCAGAAGAGUCAAAUGGUGAACCGCUGUAUGGAAGAUCCUGCAGCUUCUCUAGAAGUUGUUGUGAUGAUAAUGAAGCAUCUUCUUUUAUUAUUGAACCAAUCGAGCUUUCAGGGCCCAGAUGAUAACCAGCUCAAACUGUUCUAGUUUAUUUUUGGCUAUUUUGUUCUUAAAGCACAGGAGAGAAGUUUAAUCUAAUGAUACAUGGGAGUUGUAAACUUAAUUGGAAAAUCUUGAACAGUGCAGAAGAGAACGUGACCAUUUUGGCUGUUAAAAAGGAAUAUUAAGUGUAAAUAUCAUCUCACUGUAAUUAUGUGAAGUCAUUUGCUCUCUGAAAGUUUUGAGUUAAUGUCAGCAUGCUUACUGAAAGCUAAUUGCAAAGUGUAAA